CACGAAUGCUCCUCGCAAUGCUCUGCUCCACAUUGUCUUGAAUAUCAUAUGCCCCGUUCUCCUUGUCGUUUCCAACAAUCAGAGUCCAAACUUUCUCCGUUAUUCGACGGCUACUUAAGUAUCAAGAGGGAUCUCAUUAUGCCUGAGAAUUGGGCAUUCCACAAAGAUGUGAUCGAGGAACUUUAUCUCACUCGGGGAUACACGCUCGAGGAGGUACGCAAGAUUAUGAGAAUCAAGCAUGGUUUCGUGGCAGCAUCACGUACUUACAAGCUGAAGCUUGACGAAUGGAAAAUUCGGAAGAAUCGACGCAAAAAAGUCCAACUUUGCAAGGAACCCACCAAAAAGACUCAAAGCCAGCCAAUUUAUGUUUCGUCCAAAGUCAGCCCACUUCCUCUGGUUUUGGCAACCGAGGAGUCCAGUCUCCCCUUGGACGCCUUGAGUCCAUCCAUGACUGACUCGACUAUGAACGAUAGUCUUUCACCUUCGCCAUCCCAUAUCUACGAGCUCCCGUCCCGCUCCGAACAUACGUUACCGAGCACACGGCAAACAGCACUCCUCUGCCAAACGCCGUCAAUUGCAACCGACUGGGUCACGAACGACCUCUUUUCUCAAUCCCUGAACCUCGAAGCAAUCAUUGUCAACACAUCCUUGAUGUUCUUCUCGUUUCGAACACAUACUGAAAGCCUCCAGCUUCUAGCCAAGUCACCGGUGAUGACACAAUGGGCAGUGGAAACACUGUUGAGGAAUUGGAAGCCUGGUGGAGAAUGCAUGCAUUAUGCCUUGCGGUUUCUGGGGGAUUCGGCUUGUUGCCGGACUCUCCUUUCCGUCAACUGGACACGCUGGACUGAUGGAGAUGAGACUCUGUUCGACCUCAUAGAUGAGAUUCGAGAGGAGCAAGAAGUGUUGAACGCACUGACCAAAGCUGUGCUGAAAGCCGAUCUGAAAUUUCAGCACCCGCUUCAGAAGUUGAGACCCACUUGGGCAGACAUGUGGAGGCUUGCCCUUCAACAGACGGAAUGGAGCCUAGCAAAGAAUAUGGUACGUCUCUUGGUAAACCAACUCGUAUCGCUCCUAGCAAGACUUGAAAGACACCGGCGACUCGUGUACUGCGUGUUGAUGGUCAUUGCCGAAUCACUGUUAGAAAAGAACAAGAGGAUCCUCGUGAGUUGGAGAGGAGAUAUAGACAUUUUUUUCGAGACAGCAAGGAGCCAAUACUUCGAGAUCUUGAAGGAUUGCCGUGUGUGGGGGAUAGUGCUUAAUCCUUCAUGGUAUGCGGAUAUGAUUGUGGUUAACACAAUCGACCGUGGGACAAGCUGUUACUUUACAUCAACGCCGACCAACAUUCAAGCACAACAAUGAAAAG
Hyaloscypha bicolor E is the source of this 1363-nucleotide messenger RNA. RefSeq lists its product as uncharacterized. The record is from RefSeq and is a predicted model, not a curated record. NCBI's taxonomy places the organism in Eukaryota, Fungi, Ascomycota, Leotiomycetes, Helotiales, Hyaloscyphaceae. The transcript has 2 exons. The coding region runs from base 49 to 1359 and encodes 436 amino acids.